AAUCUCAACGGAGCCGCUACGAACGCUGUGAAACACCGUCUGUGACGUCACCGUUUCUUCCUCACUACAUCACCACCGUGUAUAAUACACAUUGAGAGAGGCGUUGGCUGAGGGUGAGUAAUUGUACGUUUUUGGCGACGUACAGGGCGCUUACGUUACUUGUCUGUAAAAGCAACAGUUCUAUCGUUUUAAUAAAGUUUUCAUCGACUUUUUUUCUAAAUCCAAUAGUUAUUCUAAAAUGGAUUUACAUUUAAAAAUGUUAUCUAAAAAACUGAAGAAUCGUGGGAAUCACAGUUAGUCUAAAAAAUGACGGACUAACCCCGUAAACACACUGUAUACUAACGUACUCGUGUGCACUACUCUCUGCGAUACCGGUAACAGAGGGCUCUACUAAAUGGAACGGGCAAGGCCGGAGGUGUUCUUCCACUACCGUUAUGGCGUGGCUACCUACCCGUUCGCCAAUGUCUUUGUAUUGAUCAACCUUACCGCGCGUCCCGUUGAACAGUAAGCGGCAAGGCGGCGGUCCACGCACACGCAAUGCCAACGAAAAACGGCAAAAUAAUUAGCCACAGACGAACCAUGGUAGUGUUCGAACAUUCCCAUCGAAUUUCGUCGUAAUCGUAUUUAAACACUUGGAGUUGCACGAUUAUUCUAUAAUUUACCGCGGGACACGAGAGUAGUACUACUCCACAGCUGAAUCCUUAAAAAUUAAUACAUAUAAAACGGUACUUAUGGAUGUGGCGGCUACGGCGUUGCACCGAACAGACGAACUGCAACACUUCAAGUCAUAAGAAAUCGUCGGCACGAUUUAUUAAAUAAUACAAUAAAUUCCUAUCCGGCAUGCCGGAACAAAGUAACGACUACCGGGUGGUAGUGUUCGGCGCCGGUGGCGUAGGGAAAAGUUCGUUGGUGUUGAGGUUCGUCAAGGGAACGUUCCGCGAAUCUUACAUACCCACCAUCGAAGACACGUACCGACAAGUGAUAAGCUGUAACAAGAACAUAUGCACGUUGCAGAUCACCGACACCACGGGGUCUCACCAGUUCCCAGCGAUGCAGCGGCUGUCGAUAUCUAAAGGACACGCUUUUAUAUUGGUCUACUCGUGUACUUCCAGACAGUCAUUAGAGGAACUCCGACCCAUAUGGCAGGUGAUUAAAGAAACAAAAGGUGCUACAGAACUUUCAUCUAUACCGAUUAUGUUAGUGGGCAACAAGUGUGAUGAAAACGAUACGAGGGAAGUGACGGCUGAAGAUGGCGACGCAGAGGCUCGGCGGUGGGGCUGUCACUUUAUGGAAACUUCGGCCAAAACUAAUCACAACGUAAAGGAGUUGUUUCAGGAGCUGCUCAAUUUAGAGAAAAACAGGAACAUAUCGUUGCAGCCGGAAAAGAAAUCUAUGCGAGGUCGCAAAAUUCGGGAAAAGUGUAUGCUUAUGUAGUAUAUAAUAACGUUCAUCGGAUUUGGACUACAUAACAUUUAGUUCUAUAAGUUUUACGCUGGAGUUCUUAUCGAUUUUGUAACUUUUUGAUCGUUUCACAAACCGUAACUAUAGAAAAUAUGAAGCAUGUCAACGUGAUACUAUUUCCAAAAAUUUGUUUGUGAUAGCAGCAAACAAUUAGUUUAUAAAAAAAUGCUCGUUGCAAUAAUUUGUUGCCAAGAUGUAAUAUUUAACAACCAGGGUCUAUGUAGCUCACCAGAAAAAAUCUUUAGGUUGGUUUUUAGUUUAUUGCAAUUUGUAAUACCAAUACAAAAUCUAAGAGACAAUUAAAAAUAAUAUUAAUUUAUAACAUGUUAAGGAAAUUCAGAAUCAAUACUAGUAUAAAACCAACCAGCUUGUAAAUUUUAUAGCUAAAAAAUAUCUAUUUAAAAACAACUAAAAACCAAACAAAAAUAAUUAUUCAUUUUGUUAGAGACUGAUAAAUGCUAAAUUAACAACACCAAUUUAUUAUGUUAGCAAAGGUGAGUUGUGUUGACAAUACAAAUAGCAUGAUUUAUAUGAGGUGAAAGUAAAAAUGAAUUUUUAUUUACUUAGAAUUUUAAAGCUACUUAAUGGCAUUUUAUUAUUGUAAUUCAUGUGAUCAUGAGCAGAAUAUAGGACCAAAAUACUUAGUAGUUUAUUACGUUCAAAGUUUUACUGUUUUAAUUGUAUAAAUUAAUUUAAGUAGACAAUUUUUAUAAAAAAAUAAUAGUGAAUAAUCAUACAUAACAACCAGGUAGGUAUCCAAUAGAAAUUAAAGUUGUGUAAAACAAGUAGAUACAUAUAUUAUAGUACAAUUAUAAUUAUAUGAUGAUAUUUUUUGUUUUAAUUUGAAUUUGAAUGGCGACUAUAAUAUAAAAUGAUAUAGUUUGUGUUAUUAAGAUCGUGUAGAUUAGUAAAAAUCCAAAGAGUGACAUAAUAUACUAUGUGGUAGAUACACAAAAUCUUUUUUGAAUUCAAUUGGUGCCUACUUGAUUGUAUUAUGUAUAACAUUAAUAUUCAUGUCAUGAGCUCAUUAUUUAAUGAAGAAACAAUUAUUACUCGUUUUAAUUAUUAAAUUAUUUCCUAAUAUUUUUAGGUAAGAUAUUUGCUUAUCUUUUUAUUGAGAUAUCAUAUAUUGUAUGUUGCACUGUGUAAAUAAUAUUUUAUUAAAUAAUGUAGUUAAUUAGUAAUGAUAAUUAUAUUUUUAAAUACAAGAAAUUUGGUAAUUUUUGUUUUUUAGUCAAGUUAAAUAUGUUUAAAGUACAUAUAAGUAUACAAUUAUUUAUAAUGGUUACAGCUUAAACAGUUGAUUUGUUACUCUAGUCAAGUAAGUCAAAAAUGUUGGCGAUAUCAUGAUUAUUAUUAAUGGAUGUAAGUAAAUGUAUCAUUCAUUCAUUUAAUAAGAUCACAUUAUAGUUCCAGAUAAAAAUGUUUUUCCGAAAAAUAUAUAACAGAAUGACAGAAAUGGAUAAGACAUUAAUUUUUUUGGAUUCUAUUAAACAUUAUAAAUUGUCAUAAAAGAAAAAAUUCUACAAUAGUAUGUAGUUAAGUAAUUUUUUAUUAAUCUCUUUAAGGUUAAAAAACCUAAACUUUAAUUUUCUUUAAUGUAAAUCGCUACUUUUAGUUAGAUUAUGUAAUAAAAAAAAAUUCCAAAAUUUUUUUAUCUGAUCAACUGUUUUUGUUAUUAAAUCACUUAACUUUAACAAGCAAUAAUUAGAAUGGUUUCAAUGGAUAAAAAAAAUUACAAAUCAAAAUUGUUUAAAAUAUAAAUAUUUCUUUAAAUGAGCAAACUAAAAAUAGGGAUUCUCAUUAAAGGUAAUUGAUGUUUAAAUUUUUUAAUCCUAAAGGUCUGAAAAAAAAUUGAUCAACUACAUAUUGCUAUUGAAUGUUUUCCUUUAAAAAAUUAAACAUUUUUAAUAGUUUCCAAGAAAAUAAGUGUCUUAUCUUUAAUCAAUCAUUCUGUAUAUUGUUGUUUACAUUUAUAUGUUUUUUUUAAUUUUCAAAAUAAUCAAUUAUAAAUACGUGUUAGAAAUCUGAUAAAUAACAAUGAAUCAACAAUUUUCUUUUAAUUUUUUUUUUAUGGUAAAAUUAACUGAAUAUUAAUAAAUAUGCCGAUUAAUUUUUGGAAUCUCAAAAGAGGAACAUACAUGUUUGAUAUAUUUAUACUUAGAUACUUUUAUUUUUAUGGUUUUAUUUUUUAGUAAAAAAAUUGUUUUGUUAGGCUAAUGCUCAAUAAAUUUUUUUAACGUUACAAAACAAUUUUUCAACUAUAAUGUUCUUUAGUAUCUAAUAUUAAAAACAAAAAUGGCUAUAGAUUGUAUGGUAGGUAGUAAAGUAAUUGUUAGGAGCUUUUAGUUGUUAAAAAUAAAUAAUUAUGUAAAAUUGAUAAAUUUGAGUGAUUA
Molecule: messenger RNA, 3857 nt
Organism: Daktulosphaira vitifoliae (grape phylloxera)
Lineage: Eukaryota; Metazoa; Arthropoda; Insecta; Hemiptera; Phylloxeridae
Product: GTP-binding protein Di-Ras2
Exons: 3
Coding region: 841-1434 (197 amino acids)
Biological process (GO): signal transduction
Cellular component (GO): plasma membrane
Molecular function (GO): GTPase activity; GDP binding; GTP binding
Source: RefSeq, a predicted model, not a curated record